Molecule: messenger RNA, 4936 nt
Organism: Vespula pensylvanica (western yellowjacket)
Lineage: Eukaryota; Metazoa; Arthropoda; Insecta; Hymenoptera; Vespidae
Product: serine/threonine-protein kinase PLK1-like
Exons: 11
Coding region: 1754-4411 (885 amino acids)
Biological process (GO): regulation of cytokinesis; protein phosphorylation; mitotic cell cycle
Cellular component (GO): nucleus; centrosome; cytoplasm
Molecular function (GO): protein binding; protein serine/threonine kinase activity; ATP binding
Source: RefSeq, a predicted model, not a curated record
UGUCGCACCUGGCAAUCGUUUCUUUCGCCUUCAAAAUCUUCUUGAAUAACGCGCCACGAAAAGAUUAAUAUAUGCAAUAUGUCGGACAUUUUUUGGUCGACGCAUUUAUUGGAUCUGUUCAAAGGUAUACAGACGGUGUGUGUGAACGACCGAACGACGAGGAUGAUGCGCGUUUUGCGGCUUUGACGGCGGUUGCUGUUCGCUGAACGAACGUAAGAAGAAAAGAGAAAGUAAGACAAGAGAGAACAGGAUAGAAAGAGGAUGGUAGAUCGGAUACGAGAAGACAACGAAGGGAAUAGUCAAUGCAGGGCCGUACGAGAGAAUAGAAUAAAAAUGAAGUGGAAGAAAAAUAAAAGGGAUAGGAAAAAGGAGGAGAUUCGAAAGAAGGAAGGUUCUCGAGAUCAAAACGUUCGUGAGAAAAGGUUACUCAGAUCUUCCCCUCCGCAUAGCAAAUAUAUACACGGCAGCGAGCUUUCGCAUUUUCUUUGCACGUGAUAUUAUGAACAAUGCGUUUUCUCACGAUAAUCACCUCAUAGAUUUGCCGUUUAGCGCUUUACCACGCUACAGAAGAUAUAUACGUGCAAGAUGCACCAAGUCCCUUGUCGACCUUGUUUCCUGUCUCUGCAUCAACAUUGUAUAAGAUACAAUGAAAAGGGUAAAGGAGUCGAAGGUCCGCCGUAUCUACAUACAGUCCUGUGCGAAGAGUGGGGUAGCGCGCUCAGUGGCAAAGAGUGGGGGUUUCGAGGGUGCCGCUUGGUACUGUUGGUGCGCGCUGGAGCAGUGUCAGUCGGGAUGUGCGAUGAGGAGGGUUUCGCGAAUAUUUGUUCUGUCCCCGCUCGUUUCUUCCCUAUCUCUUCUCCCUCGUUAAUUCGACUGAUCACGUCGACUCUAUUCCUCUCGGUCGUUCGACCUUCGAUCGAGAGAGAAAGAUAAAGAAAGGAAAAAGGGAAGAGAAAGGAGUACUUAUCGUCGAGGGCAGACGAGACGCUCGAUACGUCGUGUCUCUUCGGCGCGCGGCUUGCCGACGACGAGACGACAAGAAGCGCCCUUUAUCGAGCGAUCUUUUCUCUCGCGUGCACGUGUCCUGAAACAAGGGAAAGGAGAGGAGACGUAAAGAGGAAGGAAAAAAGUCUCGACUCUCGACGAAGGAAGAGGAAAGAAGAAUAAUAAAAAAAGAAGACUUCGAAUGUAGGGAUAGAGGGCUGAAAGGGCUUCGCGAAAAAUGCCAGCGGCUCACGAGGCGAGUAAACGUGCAGAGUUUGAAGCGGACGAGGAAGAAGGUGCAGGAGGAGAACGACUACGAGAGGAGAAGAGGCAGCAGGAGCAGAACCGGGGCCAUCGGCCCUCGGGGUGCACCACCUCUUCUUAACGCUGCGGUGUGCCUGCGAACGAAGCAACGUGCACGUAUGAGCCUAUGAUCAUAAAUUUCUUUCGCUUCGUUCUCAUCCUUAGCUAAGGGCACUAGCGAGAAGUACGGAGAUUUUACAGAUUGAUAAUAAAAAAGAAAGAGUAUAAGGAGCUUGUAAGUGUGAACGCGAUCGAACACAAUGUAACUGUUCCAUUUACACUUCGUUCAUCUUGAUUGUGUUUAAACUUAGGAAGCACCGACAGCAAGAUAGUGCCUCUUAUCUUUCUUAUUAUCGUUGAUACGAUCCUAGGUGACAACAGAAUCGUUGUUUGUUGUUAUUUGUUGUUGUUAUUGUUAUUAUUGUGAAAGAAAGAAAGAGAGAGAGAGAGAGAAAGAGAGAGAGAGAUGCCAGCAUUACCGAGUACGAUCGAGUCGCGGCACGUCAACGACAUGACGCCACCUCCGAUGAUUGCUUCCUCACCGUCUUCCUCAACAUCCUCUUCAGCAUCGUCCUCGACAUCGUCACCACCGGCACCAAGAAUGACAAGUCCUCCGAAUGUUACUACGCCGACGUGUUAUCUCCCGGAAUCGAGAUUGAUCUCUAGAUCAAUUAUUUCUACUAGAUAUCCAGAAGAAAUUGAGGAAAUCGCGAGAAGUAAUUCAGGGUCGACAGGUAGCACUGGUAGCAGUAAGUCUGCCGAUGCUAGACCAAGACAAAAUCUUUCGAAAAGCUCCGCUUCUUUGCGGAGUCUCGUUCGAAGAAAGAGUCGACGGCAAACUGGUGGUGGUACUACCGUAAUUGGGGGAUCUUCUAUCAUCGAGUCCAACAAUGAUUCUCGACAUUCUCGUCAUCAAGGUUCUGAAGAUGGACUUCAUCGAAGACGAGAAAGUACAGGAGGAGAAGAAGAGACAACGAUGUACACGAGUGGAAGGUCCUCUGCUCGAAGAGCUUCUUCUGUAGUUAAAGGAACAACGGUAGCAGGAGUAGUUGGAGGCCAGGAUAACAACAAUAUUGGCCAAGAUGCUUCCUCAUCCAUUAGCAACGUUGUCUUCGUUGCUCCCACUGUGGUCUCAAAUGCCAACAGGUUCGUUCGAACCACCUCAUCGUCUCUCGUACGUGCAACCAGCGUGCCUACCACUCCUGGACCAUCGACUUCAAACUCGUCCUCGCAUUGGAACAACUCGAGCGAACAGGAGACCGAUUACGUUGUCGAUCCUGUUCAAGGGAAAGCAUACUACAAGGGACAAUUUCUUGGAAGAGGUGGCUUUGCUCGGGUCUACCUGAUGACCGACGUCAGUGAUGGAAAUCAAUACGCUUGCAAGAUAAUCCCGAAAAAUCGGAUGCAGAAAAUCCACAUGCAAAAGAUUGCACGCGAGAUCAUAAUCCAUAAAGAAUUGAAUCAUGUGAACGUUGUACAGAUGCAUCAUUACUUCGAGGACAACCUAAACGUAUAUAUGCUGUUGGAAGCCUGUCCGCGAAAGAGCCUAAUGCACGUAUUGAAGUACCGUGGUAAAGUCACGGAGCCGGAAGCACGGUAUUACAUGAAACAAAUGGUGACCGGUGUGGCGUAUAUCCACUCGCAGAAGGUCGUCCAUCGCGAUCUGAAGCCAGGCAACAUGUUCCUUUCGGAUCGCAUGAUCGUCAAAAUUGGAGACUUUGGCUUGGCGACAAGACCCGAUGGUCAACGUAGACGUGUGACCAUAUGUGGUACACCAAAUUAUAUUGCACCGGAAGUUUUGUAUAAACAAGCAUACAGCUACGAGGCGGAUGUUUGGGCAUUGGGUUGCAUCCUUUAUGCAUUGCUAGUCGGGCAGCCACCCUUCGACACGGCGACAUUAAAGGAAACCUACGCGAGGAUAUGUAAAAAUGAUUAUCGCGAGGUCGACGACUCGAUAGCAAGUCGGAGCGGUCAGAAUCUCAUAAACUGGUUGCUACAACCGGAUCCAGAGUUGCGACCGUCCUCGGAAAGGGUGAAGGAGCACCCGUAUCUCACGAAGGAAUACAUACCACCUUCUUUACCCCACACUUGUUGCUACCAAAUGCCGCACGCAACGAUACUCGAACCGGCUUCUUCGUCGCCUUCUUCGGUCUCAACUGCUUCCAGAAAUCAGGAACUUGGAAAAGCUCAGGCUUGGCAAAGCUUAGACCAUCCAGAUAUUUCUCCACGUUCUCAACAACGAGCAACAAUGCCAAAUACACAGCAACCAGCGCAAAAUCAACAAUUGCUUGAACGAUCUCAAAAGAAUAUACAAAAAGAUUCGAAAGUAUCCAAUUGGUUGGUACGAAAAUUACCAAAAUUACCAAGAUUCAAGCAACGACUUAGUAGCGUACUCUGUCCCGAUCAUAAGAAAACUAGUCUCCUUGCGCAAAGUGUUCAGAUGCAUCGUGCAUUGGAGAGUUGUGUUUCCGAGAUGAAACGUAACAAUCUGCAACAGAAUCCCCCAGGGGUCGAAGAUAUCGUGCCUCUUUUCGUUACUAAGUGGAUAGACUACUCCAACAAAUACGGCUUAGGUUUCCAACUCUCAGACAAAUCCGUUGGUGUAUUGUUCAAUGACAACACGAAGAUCAGUUAUACUCAUGACAGGAGAAGAGUCGAAUACAUGACGAUCGACGACGAAGUGACGAGAUAUCACAGAGAAAGGGAUAUACCGGUGCCUUUACAGAAAAAGCUCGAGUUGCUCCAUCACUUUACUCAAUACAUGGACGAAUUUUUAACAGAAGGAGGUGAAAUCAAGAAAUAUCGGACAACGGUGAAACAGUCGAAGAACGCGUACGUUCCACGUAUGAGACGGUGGCUUAGAACAGACAAGGCGAUCGUAAUGGAAUUAACGGUGCCAUUACUCCAAGUAAACUUUUUCGUUGACCAUACGAAAAUAAUAGUAUCUCAGGAAACUGGCAAAGGAUAUCUCAUCACCUACAUCGACACCGGUAGACACGUUUCAUCUUACUGGUUAAACGAUCUUCGUGAUUUCGGCUGUACUGCUGAUCUCUAUGAGCGACUUUAUUACGUUUGCAAGGUGACUCGAGAAUUUGCAGAGUUAGACAACAAUACGAUCGCCUGACCGAGUCGAGUUCUUCGACGGCGUUCUUCGCAGAACGUGAGCCUCGUGAAAAGAACGAAACUAGGUCGGUUGACCUGAAAAAGAAAAGUCAAAAUAUUUUCUUUUUUAAAUCACCGAGUUCGAAUUUGAUUAGAUUUUUAGAAUCACGAACUCCUGAAAAAAAUCGAUAUUUUCCAUUUGUCAUAGACUGCAUCGGUUAGAAAGAAUCGAUGAGAAAAGCCUUAAUCCUUUUGUUCAUCGACAUUUGUACAUUCGAUAGAAAUUUACGGUCUUAGAUAGUUUAGAUUUAAGUCAUUCGAUAAUUGUAAUAUUAGGAAUGAAACGUGUCUUUCUAUUAUUAUUUAGCCGAACGAGAAUGCUUCGAGAUAUGCUCCAACGAUGCUCACAUACCUUACAAGUAAUCGUAGAUCUCAUAGAUCUCAUAGAUCUCUAUUUUGUCCCUGAAAGAUUAACAAUUGGUCAUCAAAAUUAUAUAUAUAUAUUUAUUCAUAUUUAUAUUUAUAGUAUGUCGUUUUUAUUUUAAAU